This is a messenger RNA of Lactuca saligna, 789 nucleotides long. The record is from the annotation of a GenBank genome assembly. Lineage: Eukaryota; Viridiplantae; Streptophyta; Magnoliopsida; Asterales; Asteraceae.
AUGGAAGUAUCGAUUCCCACCGCCUCAUGUUCUCUUACGGCGGUUAUUGUGUUUAAUUUCACCCAAAACACCACACAACCACUCCCUUUUCUGCGUUUCCCUUUAGCUUCUCCAUCGUCAAGACCUCCACUUUUCUCACCCCAUAAGUUGGAACCGUCUUAUGCCGAUAACUUCAAUGGGCCUCACAAAGGUUAUGAAAACACUAGGUUUUGUUGCUUAAUGUUCUCUGAUAUCGGUCAAGGUGGGUUCAAAAUGAAUCCCUUUUUCUUUCACUAUCAACAGAGCAUGUAUUUUUUCCCUCCACUUGUUCUUCCCUCCUUUUUUUUUUUUUUUGCCCAUACCACAACACGCAUCUCUUAUUUUCCUCUUUCUCCACAAUCGCUUUUCUUCGAAUUAUCUCCCUUACGAAUUGUUCCAUCUUCCCUCCCAUGCACAGGUUGGGAGUUGGGACCAUCUACUGAAAGUGUGAUGAUUUUUGGGUGUACCCUAAAGGAAGCGUGCUCAAUAACAAUGCAACGGAAAUGGUGACAUAAAUUGUGAGAUACGCCGUUAGUUUUUUUUUUACUUCAUGAUACAUUACAAACUUGGCUAUGCUGCCCCUCCUCAACAACCUUACUUGGAAGAGACAACUGUAGAUGUUGAGUAAUCUAUUUUUCCUUAUUUUUCUGUAUUUUUUUAAUUUUUUUCAUUAAUAUAGAGUAUAAAUAUUUUGUGAAAUGUUUUCUUUCUUCCUAUGGGUAUUUUUGAUAUGGGUCCUUGACUUUGAAUGGGCAUAAUGCAACCAAAUAG